UCUCGAUUCAUCCGUGAUCAUGUUGAAAGAGAAGACUUUUUGUCUCGUCGUUUUUGUUCUUCUCUUUGUCAUAGGAUAUGUUGCUGCCGUUGAAAACGACGAGGACAAGAACCAUUUCAUUGUUUUUCUAAGCAACAAUGAACCUGUUUUAAAUAAAAACGAUGCAGUAGAAACACAUCUCAAUGUUCUUACGUCAGUGAAAGAAAGCCAUGCUGAUGCCAAAGACUCAAUGGUCCACAGCUACACAAAAAGUUUCAAUGCCUUUGCUGCGAAGCUUAGUAAAGAGGAAGCGGAAACAUUAUCGAAGAGGGGAGAAGUGCAUUCUGUGAUCCCAAACACAUAUAGAAAGCUACAGACAACAAGAUCAUGGGACUUCGUUGGGUUUCCUCCCAAUGUAAGAAGACAUCCCAAAAAAGAGAAUGAUAUUAUUGUAGGUUUAUUUGAUACUGGGAUCACCCCAACGGCGGAGAGUUUCAAAGAUACUGGGUUUGGUCCUCCACCCAUGAAAUGGAAAGGCACUUGUCAACACUUUGCCAAUUUCUCUGGCUGCAACAACAAGCUGGUCGGAGCAAGAUAUUUCAAGCUCGAUGGCACCCCUGAUCCCAUCGACAUCUUAUCGCCAGUAGACGUCAGCGGCCAUGGGACGCACACCGCCUCAACUGCCGCCGGCAAUGCAGUUCCUGGCGCUAGCCUCUUCGGGUUGGCCCAAGGAACUGCACGCGGCGCUGUGCCAUCCAGCAGAAUCGCCAUGUACAAGGUUUGUUGGACCACCACUGGAUGUUCCGAUAUGGACAUUCUGGCCGCCUUCGACGCAGCAAUACAGGACGGCGUCGAUAUCAUCUCGAUAUCGAUUGCCGGCGGGGGCUUCAACAAUUACACCGAGGAUGCUAUCUCUAUCGGAGCAUUUCAUGCCAUGAAGAAGGGCAUUCUCACCGUGACAUCCGCCGGCAACACCGGCCCAUCUGCCGGCAGCAUUGUUAACCACGCGCCGUGGAUCCUUACUGUGGCAGCCAGUGCGAUUGAUAGAAAAUUUACCACCAAAGCCGAGUUGGGCAACGGGAAUAACAUUUCUGGCAUAGGAAUAAACACAUUCAAUCCAAGGCAGAAAAUGUACCCAUUAGUGGAUGGAGGUGAUGCGGCGAGGAGCAUAGAUAGCCGAGACAGUGCAAGCUUUUGUGCAGAUGGCUCACUUGAUCCGGCAAAGGUCAAAGGAAGGCUUGUGUUUUGCAAAAUGAUGACUCCGGGCUCUGAUUCUGUUGUCAAAUCACUUGGAGCUGACGGCACUAUCAUUCAAACCGAUCAGUUUAUUGACCGUGACCCAAUCUUCAUGGCCUCGGCCACCAUGGUUAGUGGCUUUGUUGGUGCUUCUAUUGAAAGCUAUAUCAAGUCCACAAGGACACCAAGGGCAGUGAUAUACAAAACAAGUGAAAUGAAAGCAAGAGCUCCAUUCGUGGCUGCAUUCUCGGCCAGAGGCCCAAACCCAGGCUCCAACCGCAUUCUGAAGCCGGACAUUGCAGCGCCAGGAGUAGACAUAUUGGCGGCCUACACGCCACUGAAGUCGCUGACGGGGCUGAAAGGGGACACCCAAUUCUCCAAAUUCACGCUCAUGUCGGGCACUUCCAUGGCCUGCCCCCAUGCCGCCGGAGCCGCCGCCUAUGUAAAGUCUUUCCACCCCAAUUGGUCUCCGGCAGCAAUUAGAUCCGCCCUCAUCACCACCGCGAGACCUAUCAACCGGCGAAUGAACGCGGAAGGGGAAUUUGCGUACGGCGCUGGAAACAUAAAUCCAUCGAGGGCAAAAAAUCCAGGCCUAGUCUACGACGACCACGAGAUUUCGUAUAUCAAGUUCCUCUGCAGCGAAGGCUAUACUGCAUCUUCAAUCGCCGUUCUCGCCGGAUCCAAUCCCAUAAAUUGCCCCUCCCUAACGCGAGGACUCGGCCACGACUCGCUCAACUACCCAACGAUUCAACUCAGUGUUCGAGGAACUCGACGCCCUACCGUGGCUGUGUUCCAGCGCCAAGUCACCAACGUUGGUCGUGCCGUCUCCUUCUACAACGCAACUGUCGUGGCUCCCCAAGGGGUGGAGGUCACGGUGGCUCCGACCACUCUCUCAUUCACGCAGCUUCUGCAGAAACGCACGUUCAAGGUCAUUGUGAAGGCAAGUCCGUUGCCACCGGCGAAAAUGGUGUCUGGAUGGCUGACUUGGAAAACUGUCGGCCAUGUUGUCAGAAGCCCGGUCGUUGUUUACAGCCCAUCCCAGUAACAACGGACAAAACUGAACUGCUAUUCGUUUCUAACAAUGAAGAGUGCGGAUGUUUGGAGUCGUAAAUAAUUCUUUUGUUCAUGGAUUUCUUUUACGAGGUUGUUAUGUGUCGGACUAUGUUUGCAUUUUAUGUGGCAUAAUUGAUGGAAAGGAAAAUCGUUAUUUUAAUUAAGUUACAAUUGUAAAAUUGUUGGAA
Molecule: messenger RNA, 2456 nt
Organism: Momordica charantia (bitter melon)
Lineage: Eukaryota; Viridiplantae; Streptophyta; Magnoliopsida; Cucurbitales; Cucurbitaceae
Product: subtilisin-like protease SBT4.14
Biological process (GO): proteolysis
Molecular function (GO): serine-type endopeptidase activity
Source: RefSeq, a predicted model, not a curated record